AGCUGUGUGGUGCAAAAUGUUUCCAGAAAGUUUUUGAAUCUGUACCAUGAAGAAUUAAGGCACCCCUGAAGGCAAAACGAGGUGCUAACAAUGAAUAAAGUGGCCAGUGAGUAAAGAUGACCAUAGAGUGUAAUAAAGUAAACUUAAAUUCUGCAAAAGCGAGAUUAAAAGCAUCCUGGCUAAAAAUAUUUGCAUUGCUUCCAUUUGAAAUUUGCAUUGAGGAAAAAAAUGACUAAGAGCGCCAUAUAUUUCCUGACACCAACUGUCAGAAUUUGAAAAAGGAUGGUUGCGAAAGUGCAAACCUAAAACAAUAAACGCUCAUUUUAAGUUGUGAUGGAAAACUACUAUGAAGACACAUACUCUUCCCCUUUCUGCCUCACAGUCUGGAAAAACAAUUAGAUCGUGUUCACUCAGAGACACAUUUUCCCAGACACACAGGCUGAGCUUGGUUUGGUUGCAGAAGAGCUGCACGUGAGGCUUUUGUAGCGUGUAACCCCGUCCAGUAUUUGUCCUGGAGCAUGAGGGGAGAAGCAGUCUGCUGUCAGGAUUUUGGGCUCUGAGGCACAGAGAUACAGACAGAGUGGUUUUGGCAGUAAUGUAAUUGUACCAUUAAUGAGAGUAGAGCCGCUUUUUUUUUAUUAGAAAUGAAAUUGGUGCAUUUACUUCAUGACUUUGUUUCCUUCUCGAGUAUGUUAGUCUUUGCAAACUCAGCGUUUGCAUCUUUCUACAUUAAAUACCUAUUUUUGCUUAUGUUUAGUGUCCUAAUCUCACUAACCACGAGCCGACCACAUCCUCUUCGCACAGUCUCACUGGAGGGUCUCGCGCUGUAAGCAAACAUGGCAUGUGCUACGAGGCAGAGCUGUGAUUGGCUAGAAAGAUCACCUCACAGCAUCAGACCUGGCUGACAGACUGGUGACUUUAAACGCUUACGAAGCUUCCACUGCUUCCCGCUGCCAAAGACUUAAGUAAAGUGAGAUGUCUUGCUAUAGAUUUAUUUUUUUUGUUAUCAGGUUUACAAGUUUAAUGCGACUGGAUGUAAACGGUCACGAAAGAGCAUAAAGUCACUCUCUAGGCACAGAAGAGCUCCGACAAAGUAAGAAAGAGGGUAAUUUUGUUGCCACUGUGGCAACUGAAUCGAUUUUUUCUUUCUUCUUGGCAACUCAACAGCUCGACGCUGAUUGGCCAACUAACGGGCCGGUUUGUUUUUUUUUGUAAGUGACGUCAUGCAGUGACAGGACUCCUGAGUGAGAGGAACAGACUCGCUUAGAGAGAGUCAACGCUUUAACUUAAACGGUAGCGUUUUUGCUCCAUGCUCCCAGGAGCUGCAUCCGGGCAUCAGACAUCACCUGUAUCGAGGAACAGGAGGUCUUUUAAAAUGUUUCGUUGUUUUAUUAUUCCCGGUUGAUGAAACGCUCGUCUCCCGUGUGUUGGUUAAAAGGCAGCCCCUCAGCUCAAACAGGUAUGUUUUGGAUUGUUUAUGUAUAUUUGACUGCACCUGACUCUGAGAUUAAACCGAUGAUAAACUGUCUUUAUUUACUCUGUAGAUGUCUGUUAUAACCACGCUGGCCACUUGUGUGUCUUUUAUCUGUCUUUACGCUCAUUAAGCUUUUUUCAUUCAUCACAAAAAAUUCCCGUUUGCCCUGUCAGGAGGUAUAUGAGUCAGCUGUUUACCAUAUCGAUUAGACCUUAUUACACUUUUAGGUGUUUAAACAUGCGUUAUGGAAGCUGAUUUGUCACAUCACGUGUUUUUUAUUUAAAAUUUUAAAUAAAGGAAUUUCCUUACAUGUAGAAGGUUUUAUUUUCUUACAUAAUCAGGAAUAGAUUGCAUCUUGUACUGUGUGUUUCUGUGUAUUGAUGUGGGACUGAACAAAUUAUCUGCUAAGCUGUUCAGCCAGACUCUUCCAAAUGAACAUACCACAGCUAAACACAAGUGGAUGGAAGGAUGGAUCCUUUAUUGAUCCCACUGGGGAAAUUAUUUGGUCACAGAGCAGGAUGUGCCACAGGCAUAUACUGUGAGCCUUAUACUAUGAAAAAAUUUGCACACAACGGUGAUUAAAAAAAAAAAAAACCCCAAACAAAUAUAAUAAAAAUGAGAUUAAGUUGAAUAGUAAACAGUAAUGUACCAGAGAGUAGUGCUAAUUACAUUAAUGAAUAGCAUCCACACUAUAAUUCUAAAAAUAAAUUAAUUAAUUAAUUAAUACAAAGAGUGGAUCUAUUACUUUCUUCCAUGUUUCCUGUCAUAUAUACACUGUUCCAGUGGUGGAUGCUCAGGCUUUAUAAAGGCUCAGUUUAAGAUAAAUAAGGAUUCUUUUCAACUGUGAAUAAUACUAAGCUAUUCUAAAGGAUACAAAUGUGGCGCUGAAAAAGUGCAUAAAAGGUCUUCUUUAGAUGGAGGAGCUCUUUUUCUGAAACCCAGCCCGAGUAUUUUGCUAGUGUUCAGAGACACUGAGAUGAAACAAAAAGAGGAACAAACACAAGACAUCUAUUUUUAGAUUAGGCUGCACUGUACUGUGUAACAGUAUUUUGCACUAAAAGUCCUCUGCUUGAAAGUCAACAGUGUCGUAACACAAUGCCCCGGUGGAAAAUUCAGUUAAUAAUUUAAUACAGCAAAGGUAAUUUAGAAGAGAUCUUUUAUAAGAUUUAACAGUCGGUGUCUCUGUUCUUCAGACAAGGCCUCGUCUCUUGUUCACAUGUCCUCAAGGGGUAGGAUAUGUUGGCAUUUUUCCAACAUAUUUAAGGCCAUCUUUCCCUGGAUCACCACCUCCAGCACUCUCAUCCUGUCUGUUACAAGAAGCUAUACAAAUCGUAAUAGUAGUCAGUCUUUACCCUCUGUAGCCUGCUUACGGCCAAAUAUAAGACGCUAAAUAUGUUCCAAUUUUCACCAGCGCGGGGCUAGAAAUGGAAGCUGAACUAUUUAUAAAAUGUUUCUAUUUACAUUUGUUUUUUAAGGGGAACUCUAAAUCCUGUUGGUGUUGAAAGGUUGUUUGACUCAAAUGGGCUUAAAAAAAAUACAUAAGGGGGUGGAUGGGGGUUUUAUGCAUUGAGUUCAUGCUAUAUUUACUGUAUUACAUUAUAUACACAUGACUUGACAGUCUGGUCUAACUUAGUCUGUCCUUUGACCUUUGAUGUGUGAAUGGAAAACAGUUGUAAGGCUUUACAGACUCACAGUAUGAGGCCCGAGGGGAUGUAAGAUGUAAGAGAGACAGUAAGGUCAAAAGUGGUAACAGGUUCUUUGUACAGUUUGUAAUUACAGAUCAGGAAACAGCUUCAACUCCUUCUUCAUCUCUUAUCCAUACAGAAAGCUUAUUUUACCUCAGAGUGUUGGAAUAGCUCGCCCUAUUUCCAGCGGGGUGAGAGUUAUGUCACCAGUGCUUUGAUUCACGGGCUGAAGAUUGCUACGACCCGUCAAACCAUGAAUUUCGUGGGCCAGUUGGCGGGCCAGGUGUUUGUCCAGGUCAAAGAGCUGUACCGAGGCCUCAAUCCCGCCACCCUCUCUGGCUGCAUCGACGUCAUUGUUGUGAGACAGCCCGAUGGCUCCCUGCAGUGCUCGCCAUUCCACGUGCGCUUUGGCAAGCUGGGGGUCCUACGGUCCCGAGAGAAAGUGGUGGACAUGGAAAUCAAUGGAGAACCAGUAGAUCUCCACAUGAAGCUCGGAGAGAACGGCGAGGCGUUUUUUGUGCAAGAAACAGAAAAUGAUCAGGAAGUGGUUCCCUCCUACCUGGCCACCUCUCCUAUCCUAUCAGAUGGACCUGUUUUGAUGGGGAAGAUCUCCGGGACACCCAUACAGAAUCUGUGCUCCGUGGCAAGCAAUGGCGAGAACAGUAACGUGAUGAUGAAGAAAAGGAGGAAAAGGAGGAGGAAGGCUCGGGCGGACAGCCUGAGGAGAGAGGAAAGUGGAGACUACUCCGCGGACGAAGACAUGUUCCCCAUAGACAUCAGCUCGGAUGAAGUGGCAGAAAUAGAGAGCAACAGGUCUUCAUCUCGGGAUGUCUCUAGAGAUGAGAACACAGUUGGUUCGACCAACAGUUCUUUCAAACAGGCUGGCAUGUACACUCGUUCAGAUGGGGAGUGGAGUCCCAUUCAGAGUCCUGGAAACUCUCGCCCCACAUCUCCCAAGAGUGAUUCUGAGCUAAUUGGCAAACCGUCAAACACAGACAAUCAGAAUCCAGAAAUGCACUGGGCGUGGGGAGAGCUGCCUCAGGCCGCCAUGCCAUCUGUCCUUCCACUGAAGUCCAGCCCUCCACCAGUUUGCCCCGUAUCUAUCCCGGUGUCUGAAAGCACGCACUUCCGUGUGAUUACGCCUGAGGUGUCUUCGGAACAGUGCGGACCCUGCUCGGAAAUACCAGCACUGCGACUGCUGAUGCCGACAGAGACGAUGCACACAGAGGAAAUGGUCGAUGCAGAAUCCAUUGGGAUGGAGUCUCAAACGGUAACUUCGGCGAUGCAAGUUACAACAGUGGGAGGCGUGGCAGCUCGUAUGGUGGCCGACAUGGAGGACACUUCACUUCGUCCACAAGGCAAAGCAGACUCUCCGUCAAAGAAAAAAGAUAAAAGGAGUCGCCAUCUUGGUUCUGAUGGAAUUUAUCUGGACGACAUCACUGAGCUUGAACCGGAAGUGGCAGCCCUUUAUUUUCCUAAGAGUGACACUGGUGCAACAGUGAGGAGCAUCUCGGAUCCGGGCCUCCACAGCACCAGUCAGUCUCCUCAGUCUGUAAGCUCUGGAGGAGACAGUGGAGUAGACAGUUACUGCGAUCCCAUGUCUGACCUGCCAUCAAUUGCCAUCUCUUUGUGUGGGGGGCUCAAUGACAACAGGGAGAUCACGAAAGAGCAAUUUUAUAAGAAGACCGUGUCCUAUCAGCAGUUCACAGAGAACCCCUCUAUCAUCGACGACCCCAACUUAGUGGUGAAAAUUGGCUCAAAGUACUAUAAUUGGAACACUGCAGCUCCGCUUGUGCUGGCUAUGCAAGCCUUUCAGAAGCCUCUGCCAAAGGCUGCAGUGGAGAACAUCAUGAAGGAGAAGAUGCCCAAGAAAGCAGGAAGGUGGUGGUUCUCCUGGAGAAGCAAAAACAGCAGUGCCAAAUCGGAUUCAGCCUCUGAGCGUGGGGCCUGUUGCACUGCUGAGCAGGUUGGGAAUAUGACAAGCAGACUGAAAGAAGAGUCAUCCUCUAGUGAUGAGGACCACCGGGAAGCCAAGCAGAACUCUUCCCUCAUACAGACAGAGCCGGUACUCACAACGGGAGGCGUGUCUUAUAAGAAAACUCUCCGACUCACAUCCGAGCAGCUGCUGUCUCUUCAGUUGCAAGACGGGCCUAACGAUGUCGUGUUCAGCGUCACCACUCAGUACCAGGGAACCUGUCGCUGUCAAGGCACCAUCUACCUCUGGAACUGGGAUGACAAGAUAAUUAUCUCCGACAUAGAUGGAACCAUUACCAGGUCAGACACAUUAGGUCAUAUCCUGCCCACACUCGGGAAAGACUGGACACACCAGGGGAUUGCUCAGCUGUACCACAAAGUCAGCCAAAAUGGCUACAAGUUCCUGUACUGCUCAGCCCGAGCGAUCGGCAUGGCUGACAUGACUAGAGGUUACCUCAACUGGGUCAACGAGAGAGGCACUAUGCUUCCUAUGGGCCCCGUCCUCUUGAGCCCGAGCAGCCUCUUUUCAGCUCUGCACAGGGAGGUGAUAGAGAAGAAGCCGGAGAAGUUCAAGGUAGAGUGUCUCACAGAUAUCAAGAACCUCUUCUACCCCAACAAGCAGCCGUUCUACGCAGCAUUCGGCAACAGACCGACGGAUGUAUACUCGUACAAAGAAGUUGGGGUGUCACUAAACAGGAUUUUUACAGUGAACCCCAAAGGGGAGCUGGUGCAGGAGCACGCCAAGACCAACAUCUCAUCAUACGUACGUUUGUGCGAGGUCGUUGACCACGUGUUUCCGCUGAAGGCCCGAGCGUCCUCCUCUGACUUCCCCUGCUCGGACACCUACAGCCACUUCACCUACUGGAGGGAGCAGUUCCCCCUGGUGGAGAGUCAGGAAACUACACCUCAACAGACCGCCAGCUCCAGCAGCUGACCGACUACCUCUGGCCUUUGGAGCAAGGACUGAAUGAUGGUGUGCUUGAGAUGUAGCAGAGGGUUGGAGAAUGAUGUGUGCGAGUGUAUAAUUGUUGAGUUUUUGUUUUGUUUUUUCAACA
This is a messenger RNA of Haplochromis burtoni (Burton's mouthbrooder), 6188 nucleotides long. RefSeq names its product lipin 1b (gene lpin1b). The record is from RefSeq and is a predicted model, not a curated record. Gene Ontology annotation, cellular component: mitochondrial outer membrane; nucleus. Gene Ontology annotation, biological process: triglyceride biosynthetic process; positive regulation of transcription by RNA polymerase II; cellular response to insulin stimulus. The transcript has 20 exons. Lineage: Eukaryota; Metazoa; Chordata; Actinopteri; Cichliformes; Cichlidae. Gene Ontology annotation, molecular function: phosphatidate phosphatase activity; transcription coactivator activity. Bases 3413 to 6067 code for a protein of 884 amino acids.